AAUGCUAGGUUGGGGGCUGGACGCUCAGGGAUAUGCUGCUCUCCUUGGUGUCUGCUGCUCAAUGUGCUUCUGGAACAUUUGAUGGCCCGCAAGAGUCCGCUGUGUUUAAAGUUGACCCAAAACAGUGCUCUGUGAUUGAACAUCAAGGCAGCGGGGGGGAAAAGACUUGAAGUUAAGGUUGAGGAAGAUGAUGCAGCACAUCCUUACUCACGGGACACUGUGGCGGAUGGUGGCUGUGCGCUCAUGCUCAGUGGGUGCAGCUGUUCUUGAACAUCAACUGGCGCCCAGGUUCUGUAUUCUCCGUCUGUCGCUGCUACAGCCUGUUGGCCAACGAUGGGUCUCUGCUUCAGCUUCCUGCAAAGUAGCAGAUCAGCCUAAGGAGUCUCCACGUGAUGACAGGGUGUAUCCUGCGUCUACAACUCCAUCACCGAACACCUCGAAAGAGGAGGCUGAGUGUGUAGAUGUGGACCCGCUGCAGGACAAGUCCAUCAGCCUUUUCCAGAGGUUUAAGAAGACCUUUAAGCAGUAUGGGAAGGUGAUGAUACCCGUCCAUCUGGCAACGUCCUCCGUCUGGUUUGGAACCUUCUAUUAUGCUGCCAUGCAUGGUGUGAAUGUGGUGCCGUUCUUGGAGAUGAUCGGUUUACCAGAAUCACUGGUCGGCCUUUUGAGAGAUUCCUCCAGUGGCUAUGCACUGACUGCCUAUGCCAUGUACAAGAUUGCAACCCCAGCUAGAUAUGCAGUGACUUUGGGCGGGACCUCACUGUCUGUCCAGUACCUCCGGAAGCAUGGCUACAUGUCCACACCCCCGCCAGUUAAGGAGUACUUCCAGGACAAAAUGGAGGAAACGAAGGAGAGGUUCACGGAAAAGAUGGAGGAAACAAAAGGACGUAUCUCUGAGAAAAUGGAGGAGACUAAAGACAAGCUUUCUGGGAAACUGCAGGAAACCAAAGACAGAGUUUCGGAGGGAAAAGCAUUUUUUCGAAAAGAAAAGUGAUUAGCAGGUUUACGCAUAAGCAAGCGUGGCGCCUGCUGGUAAAGUGUCCAGUAAAGAUUUUAUUUAGUCAAAUUGAUGAGUGUGGGCGGAUGACACUUAUUUCUUUGACUGGAGGUGUGAGACUUUGCACUAUCCCCCGUCUUGACACGCCUCUGUUAUCGCCUGGUGUCUAUUUACGUGUCAAAUCUGCCCCCCAGUUGUCUGAACCCUUCUACAAUGCACUGCAAAUGUAGAGCAGAAAGCAGCUUAGCUGCAGAAGGCUCCAUCGCCUUGGCAGGAUUCUAGACUUGAUCUGGACUGAGCUGUUUCUUGGCUGCAAAGCAAUUGUCAGUUUUAAUUGAACACUUAGGAAGCCUGGGUUUUACACUGCACCAGAUAAACAUGGCUAAGGAGACGAAGCUGUGAUAAUUCUUCCUUCUGAUCAGGAAAUAAAACUUGAAGGUGGUCAUUAAUGUCAGUUUGAAGCCUUUCUUAAGGCUGGAGAUUUCACAUUGUGUCUUUAACUGUUUAGCAGGAAAUUGUUAUUCUAAUGAAUUUUUCUCUGAUAGCCAAAUCCAAUAUAUCACAUUGUUUGUGGUUUUUGCAAUAGGUAAUGGGUCGACUAAGUCAUGAGUUGGAAAGAACUAUUUACAUGAUCAAUUAAAAGUGAAAAUGGAA
This is a messenger RNA of Cyprinodon tularosa, 1651 nucleotides long. RefSeq lists its product as uncharacterized. Lineage: Eukaryota; Metazoa; Chordata; Actinopteri; Cyprinodontiformes; Cyprinodontidae. The record is from RefSeq and is a predicted model, not a curated record. Gene Ontology annotation, cellular component: mitochondrion. The transcript has 4 exons. Bases 188 to 994 code for a protein of 268 amino acids.